Messenger RNA from Fusarium keratoplasticum, 459 nucleotides. RefSeq lists its product as uncharacterized. Lineage: Eukaryota; Fungi; Ascomycota; Sordariomycetes; Hypocreales; Nectriaceae. The transcript is spliced from 3 exons. The record is from RefSeq and is a predicted model, not a curated record. The coding region runs from base 1 to 459 and encodes 152 amino acids.
AUGUCACCGCUUACGGCUCGUGCGGAACAGCUCCUCGCGAACCCGUACUCAUCAACAGAAGACCUUGUUCAGUUACAACAAGAUUUGCUGGCACUGGAAGGCGACAUCAUGCACUGGGAUACUGAUCGCCCAUCUUCAUGGGCUCCCGAACUUGUCGGCCACGUUCCAGGGGAGACUAUAGAUGAUUCUUCAUAUCGCUGCUCAGGGCCUGUGUAUAAGUAUUUGGACCAAUACGUCGCUGCUGCUUGGACAUCUUGGAGGUCGAUAUGCAUUCUCUAUCUCGAUCAUCUUAGUUGUCUUGCUCAGGCUCUUGGCCAGGAGAUUGUGGAUGAUCACCAUGCCAGGAUACAUCAUUUAACCGCCGAACUAAAAGCGUCCAUUCCGUACCAUCUCUCAAGAGACCUUAGGAUGGCCUUCAGUGAUGCAGACUUCUGCAGUAUCUUUUAUGGACGUGCUUGA